AUAAAGAGUGGAGGGUAUUCUUGUCAUUUCAGGGUUUGGUUUGCAGACAAAAACAUUUGUUUUGUUGCAAAGCAGAAAACAGAAAAAAGGACUUGUCUUUUUGGUUUUGGUAGAAACAGAGAAAAGGACUUGUAAUUAGAAAGAUACCCACUUUCUGGUUAUCAAAAUCCAACUAUUUUGGUGAUGAAAUGGGCUAAUGUUUGAUACAUGAAAAAUCAAGAAAGCAUAGAGUUGUUGAUGAGGGUUUUGUUAUGCAAGAUCCACUGUCCUCCUUUCAAUUGUUUUGCCAACCCUUCUUCCACUUUAAUCUAUACACAAAAACAAAACAGCCCUCCUGCUCAAACACUUGGUGCUAUCAAUGGAGUUGAAGAAGAAGAAGAAAAAAGUAUAGAUGGGAAGCAGCAACCACACCAAGAACUCAAAAGUAGUCUUAAAAAUUGUUGUUUUUUGGAUUCACACAAGAAGAAAGUGCAGUGGAUGGAUUUCUUAGGGAAACAACUUGUUUAUAUUAGAGAAUUUGAAUCCAGUGAAAUGGAUGAUACUGAAAGUGAAGAUGAGAUGUAUAGAGGGUGUUCCUGUGUAAUUCUUUGAGCUUCAGUUACAAAUAGAAACUCUACACGAGCUGCAUUGGAGUCGAAGUCGGGUUUCAUUUGAUUAUUUCCUUUGGCUACGAGGCAUCAUCCUAUGUCGGACUGAAACUUGUCGAAGCCUACAUUUUGGUGUUUUGUCUCCAGAUUUUAGAAACUCUGGAAUCAUGUAUUCAUAAGUUAUAACAAAUUCAUAAAAUAUUGUUCCGUCUUACGUGCUAAUGUAGCCGGAAUCAACACAUUUUUAGGAGAUUGAUACAAGUGUUAGUAUAUUUCUCACAAACAUAUCAUGCUGUUUGUUAAUUUUAUAAAGUGAUAAUGAAUCUGCACCAUAUUCUUAA
Mercurialis annua (annual mercury) is the source of this 928-nucleotide messenger RNA. RefSeq lists its product as uncharacterized. Lineage: Eukaryota; Viridiplantae; Streptophyta; Magnoliopsida; Malpighiales; Euphorbiaceae. Bases 208 to 591 code for a protein of 127 amino acids. The transcript has 2 exons. The record is from RefSeq and is a predicted model, not a curated record.